Nakaseomyces glabratus is the source of this 282-nucleotide messenger RNA. It is a transcript of the gene SFT1, whose product is annotated as Sft1p. Lineage: Eukaryota; Fungi; Ascomycota; Saccharomycetes; Saccharomycetales; Saccharomycetaceae. The record is from RefSeq and is a predicted model, not a curated record. Gene Ontology annotation, biological process: intra-Golgi vesicle-mediated transport.
AUGUCUAGAUACCAAGAAGCAGAUAAUGACAAGAAGUUAGAGUCGCUGGCGACCAAACUGUCAACUUUUAGAAACAUUAAUGAAGACAUAGGACGUCAAGCACAGAUUGACAGUUCAGUUAUUGAUUCGAUUUCAGAAUCAUUCUCUAGUUUACUGAAUGAUUUAAAAAACUCUUCCUCCAGGCUUACGCGGUCUAUGUCUAUGGGGUCAGGUGUUUGGCGUAUGGUAUUCAUAGCCCUUUCAGUGUUUUUCAUAAUUUACACAUUGUACAAGUUUUUUUAA